This is a messenger RNA of Aphanomyces invadans, 1455 nucleotides long. RefSeq lists its product as hypothetical. Bases 30 to 1244 code for a protein of 404 amino acids. Gene Ontology annotation, cellular component: endoplasmic reticulum membrane; Golgi membrane. Gene Ontology annotation, biological process: ceramide biosynthetic process. The record is from RefSeq and is a predicted model, not a curated record. Gene Ontology annotation, molecular function: sphingomyelin synthase activity; ceramide cholinephosphotransferase activity. The transcript has 4 exons. Lineage: Eukaryota; Oomycota; Saprolegniomycetes; Saprolegniales; Verrucalvaceae.
GUCCUUUGUUCCAUCGACAGAGCGUCCCCAUGGUCGGCCGCGCCGUGGCGCUGCACUUGGUCAAGAUGUGGCACACGUUUGGGAGCUACAUAGCGUCACACUUCUACGCGCUGAAGAUGCGCCCUGUGUCGGGCUUCGACCCGGCUGGGUUCAUGUUCAUGCUCGCGUUUGGGUGUCUGGUCGUAGGGCUCCUCCUCGCCGUCUUCGACAAGCGCAGCCAGCGGCGGCUGUCGACCUAUAUCGACGACAAAAGACUGAAUCGAAUCACGACGGUUGGAAGAUAUGUUGCGUCCACCGCCAUCGACCACUCGGCGCGCCAGGGCUUCAUCGCCGAGAUGCUCAGCUUCAACUACCUCUCGCGGCUGUCGUUCUCCAUCUUUGUGUUUGGGAUUGCGUCCUACUUCAACGCACUGGCGGCCGUGAUAGCAGGAUGGCGCACCCCGAACGUCGUGAUCUUGACCAUGUCGAAAGAAGACAGCGGAGAAAAGACCCUUCCCGACCUCGGCCACGAUCUUUUCAAGUUUGUCAUGACCAUGCUGUACGGGGACACAGACUACAUCGACUGGUUCGACCUUCCCGACGAAUUCAUUGCGUUUGUGGGAUCUAUUAUCGCGAUCCUCUUCAUCGUCCAUCCGCGGCGCCUCCUCAUUCUGCGCCGCUUCACCAUGAUCUACGCCUGGAUUAACUUCCUCCGGGCGUUCUGUGUCGCCGUCACGUCGCUUCCGGACGCGAGCCCCAUGUGCAUUUCGCAGUUUGACACGCACAAAGGUCGCUACAAGUCUCUCCCUAUCUUCCCCAAAGCAUUCCACCGAGCGUUCAAGGUCCUCAUUCGACCGUCGCAUCACAUCACGUGCGGAGACAUGAUCUUCAGCGGCCACACCGUCUUUCUCGUCCUCUGCGCGCUCAUGGUCACGACGUAUUGCGCCAAGGCCGAGCUCAACACACCCUUCACGCGAGCGUACCCGUGGGUAUUAACACUGGUCAAGACGGCAACAGUCAUCGGGUCCACCCUCGGAGCGUUUGCAAUCAUCGGGACGAGGCUGCACUACACGCUCGACGUCCUCAUCGCCAUCUACGUAACGAUCCAGACGUGGUACACAUACCACUGGCUCGUCGAGGACAACAAGUGGGGCAUUCGAGUCAUCACGUGGCUCGAGCACGAUCAAGGCGUCGUCACCAUCGACCACAAUGCAUAUCGCAUGGCUCGGCGGAGUGGCAGCUUCAAUUCGCUCAAACAGGAGUAAUAGUAACGCUUUGCAGGUCGACACAGCAGCACCCUCGUCAGCCCGGUGAUCCGGAGCGAUCCCAAUGGAUUGCACUGGAAGGCAAGGAGUCCGUGAUCCAGCUUGGACCACAUCUUCCUUCCAUUAGCCACGUGUUCGCGGUAGGAUGCCCAACUCCGCUGUGUGGGCCAGGGAAGAGUUCUUGUCGGUCCCGACGUGGUCAGGAUUUUGG